Physcomitrium patens is the source of this 2173-nucleotide messenger RNA. RefSeq names its product F-box/WD-40 repeat-containing protein At5g21040. Lineage: Eukaryota; Viridiplantae; Streptophyta; Bryopsida; Funariales; Funariaceae. The record is from RefSeq and is a predicted model, not a curated record. Gene Ontology annotation, molecular function: protein binding.
CUCGUGUCGUCUCCCUCUUUCUGCGCCCAUGGUACUCUGCUUCGUAGUCAUUGUCACAUAAGAAGGGUCUCAUGCAGGAUUCUUCAGCCGUGACAGCCAUGUCGUCGUGACCGCCGUUCUUGAUACUGUUUCUUAUUCGGCUUCGUCGGCGGACACCCUUUCAACUUUGGAGGAGCAACCUUGUGCGCCUUUUGAACUUUGUCAGACGCAAGUUGGGAAGGAUUGUAGCAGGUUGUAGCACCUGCUUAGGGUUUUAGGUCGCGCAUAACAACAUAAGAAAAGGGUAGCUUAUGGCCUUUGGCUCUCAAGAGGGUUGGAAAGCUGAAGAUGGAGCAGCAGAUGAUGCCUGGAACGACAACACUCCGGUUCCCGUGCCCGUGUCUGUGCCUGCCAAAGUUUCCUCAUCGACCCCUGUCGUGCUCAACAAGCUGAGUUACUGCAAAGUUGUGAAGGCAGAUACCCUUGCGAACAAAAAUUCUCAAGUAUUAGAAGCUGACUCGGAUCAUUGUCACUUUCUAGAGUUGCCACCAGUCUUGAUUCUGGAAAUUUUCACACAUCUCGAUGCACGUGCGUUGUGCCUCCUCUCGUGCACCUGUGUUCUGUUUAGGCGUCUUGCUUCAGACAGCCAUGGAUGGAAGAAUUUUUACUGCGAGCGUUGGGGCCUCCCCGCAAUUCCAAGCACAGGGGUGCUUGGGAUAUCCACACCGGGAAAGUCAUGGCGGGAGCUUUACAUGGCACGGGAAGAAAGAUGUAAGGUCCUGAUGGGGCGUUUCCAAACGGACAUGUUGCUCGGCCAUACUGAACCUGUGCGCUGCAUCCGCCUUCUCCCUGUUGCCAACCUUAUUAUCACCGCAGGAUAUGAUCAGGUUGUGCGCGUGUGGAACUUGGAGGAAGGUCUGCCAUUGGUUUGCUCUCGACCUUUGGGAGAAACUUUGCGUGCUAUCGGAGUAGACAUGGAGCUACUUGCAGUAGCAGGCAGCGAUGCUGUGAUCAGGCUUUGGCGUGCGAUCCCCGAGUGCCCGCAACUGUUUGAUGUAGCAGGGAUUUGGGGUGGUCCGAACAGCAAAGGUGCUGAAAUCUGUUUGUAUGGUCACAACGGCCCCAUUACAUGCCUUGGUCUAGAUGCCGCUAACAUAUACAGCGGUUCGUGGGAUAUGUCCAUUCGAGUGUGGGAUCGAGUUACUUUGCUUUGUGUCAGUCAGUUAUUACACAACGAUUGGGUAUGGGCGCUGGUGCCUCGAGGGCGCCGUCUUCUUAGUACUGCUGGUAGUCAUGUGUACAGUUGGGAUAUUGAGACAGGCCAGCACCGAAUGCGUGAAGGGGUUCAUUUAGGUCAAGCAUAUGCAGUUCAGGGCAGCUAUUCCGGUCACUUCAUCUUCACGGGAGGCGAGGACGGCGCGGUGCGCAUGUUCGAUGAUCGGUUCUCAAGGCGACAUAAUAAUGGAUACAAGACUAAUACUCUUGAACCGAUUGCAGUUUGGAUGCCUCACAGGGGAGCCAUCCACUCUCUCGCCUUUGAGGAUCCAUGGCUUGUUGCCGCAUCGGCAGACGGAAGUGUAGCCAUAAUGGACGUUAGGCAGAUCAUGGAUAAAGCCAGUGGUAGUGGGAAGAGACUCCCAUCUUCCUCUACAAGGUCAAGAACCACGUCUUCCUCUCAGAUCGUCGGCAAAGCGGGAGAAGAAGCAGUGCAACGUUUUCUGCCUGGCUUACACCAUUGUUCAUUCAGCGUAGACAUAGGUGCAGAUCGUGUAGUAAGCGGGGGAGAUGAGAAAACUGUGCGAAUAUGGGAUUUCUCCCAGGCUAUUGAGAUAGAACGUAGCAUUCAAGCCUCUAGAAGAAGCAGACCUCGUCGUCGUUCCAAAAAGGCUGUCGCACCUGUUGUAGAACAGCUCGCCAAGCUUGAGACCAGAGGUGUGAUCACUUCAAGGCCUGAAGUUGCGAGCACUUCAACAAAAGUAGUGGGGCAUCAAGCAGCAUCAAGAUGGGUUACUCUUGGACGCAUCAGGAAGAGCCAGACUGUUGGCGCCUUGUGAUAGAGUGAACCAUAGUUUUGGCUUUUGAAAUCUUGGAGUCCGGAUGAUGCCGCCGAAUUUAGUUCUAUCAGUUUUGACAUGCUCUGGUUGGAAACUGGUUGCAUUCUUGAGUACAUGCUUGAGCUUCUUCAUUCUCUUAA